Messenger RNA from Bursaphelenchus okinawaensis, 1094 nucleotides. NCBI's taxonomy places the organism in Eukaryota, Metazoa, Nematoda, Chromadorea, Rhabditida, Aphelenchoididae. The record is from the annotation of a GenBank genome assembly.
AUGUUUGCUAAUAAAGUAGUAAUUGUGACCGGCUCGAGCAGUGGAAUUGGCAAAGAAGCUGCCUUGAUCUUCGCCAGGGAAGGCGCCAAAGUUGUUGUACAUGGUCAGAAUGAACAGAGAUUGAAGGUGAGUUAAAUACCUCAACAAAUUCUAAUUGUAUACUAUAAUCCUUCAAACUGGCAUUUUAAAACAAAAAUUUAAAAUUUUGAAAAAAGAAAAAUAUUAUUAUAGAUUGUUCAAAAAAGGUUUCAUCGUAUAACUAUAUAAAUAUUGUAGGAAACAGUAGAUGAAAUUGCCAAGAUCACCUCUCCAUCUAAAGUAAUAUCAGUGAAAGGCCCGAUUCAGGACGAAAAGACCUGGAACACCAUUGCUUCUGAAACUAUCAAGAAAUUCGGACAAAUUGAUAUCCUCGUUAACAAUGCUGGCUCUAGAGAUGAUGGCAAGGACCCGAAGAGUCUUGAUUGCUUCCAGUAUUGCAUGGAUAUCAAUGUUAAGAGGUAUAUUUGUGAUAUUAUACUCUUUAGUACUAUGUGUACUUUACAAUAGCGCACUACCUAUAUAUAGUAUCAUACUAUAUAGUACUUUACAUACUAUAUAGUACUAUACAUACUAUAUAUUUGAGUACUGUACAAAAUCACUAAGCGAUACAUUAUGACCAUUUAUGACCUAAAACAAUAUCUAAUUCCAGUGUCAUCGGUCUGACCCAAGCCUGCAUCCCUUACAUCAAGAAGACCAAAGGCAACAUCAUCAACGUCUCUUCCGGCCUAGCCAAGAAGAUCUCUCCACACGCUCCAAUGUACGCCAUAAGCAAAGCAGCACUCGAACAUUAUACUCGUCAUGCUGCUUUUGAGUACGCUGCUGAUGAUGUCCGAGUGAACAAUGUGUCUCCCGGCCUAACCAAUACCUACUUCCAACAACGUCACAUAAAGAUGCCAGAUGGAGCGUUGGAAGCAUUUGCCAAGACGUUGCCUUUGAAGAGGAUGGGAACGGCCAAGGAAUCGGCUGAGAUGAUAGUGUUUGUGGCCAGCGACAAGUGUAGUUAUGUGACUGGAGAGACGUUGGGUGUGCAUGGAGGAAUAUUGAUCAAACCAUAA